AUGGCUGCUGUCUUCCUCCCCGGGAACCUCCAAGACGAGGCGACUUGUUCGGUCUGCCUGGAGUUCUUCAAAGACCCCGUGUCCAUAGAGUGCGGCCACAACUUUUGCCGAGCCUGCAUCACCAAGAGCUGGAGAGGCCUGGAGAUGGAUUUCCCCUGCCCUCAGUGCCGGGAGAUCUUCCAGCAGAAGAACUUCAGGCCCAACAGGCAGCUGGCCAACAUGUGCGAGAUCAUCAGCCAGUUUGCAGUACCUGGAGCGAAAGAGGCUCCGGAGGAGGGGCUCUGUGAGAAACACAGGGAAGCAUUCAAACUCUUCUGCAGGGAUGAUCAGAGGUCAAUCUGCGUGGUGUGUGACAGAUCCCGGGAGCACCGGCCUCACACUGUGGUGCCCAUAGAGGAGGCUGCCCAGGAGUACAAGGAACAAAUUAAGAGCCGUUUGGAUUUCCUGAAGAAAGAGAGACAAGAAUUGCUGGAAUUUAAAUCAAAGGAUGAUAAGAAAAGCCAAGAGCUACUGAAAACUAUAGAGUUGGAGCGGCAGAUGCUCAUCUCUGAAUUCGAGGGUCUGCGCCAGUUUCUGCAUGACCAGGAGCAUCUCCUCCUGAGCCAGCUGGAGAAGAUGGAGAAGGGCAUCGCCAAGAAGCAGAAUGAGAACCUCACCGAGCUCUCCAAGGAGAUUUCACUCCUCAACCAACUGAUAACAGACUUGAAAGAGAAAAUCCAACAGCCGGUGCUUGAGUUGCUCAAGGAUGUGACGAGCAUCUUGAACAGAAGCAAUGGUCUGAAGUUUCAGAAGCCGGUUCCUGUCUCUUCUGAUAUGAAAAGCUCUAUCAGCAAUUUCUCUCUCAAGACUGUUGUCCUCAAGGGAGUGUUAAAGAAAUUCAAAGAGACUCUGCAGGAUGAACUGGGAAAAGGUGAAAAAGAGGACCUGACUCUGGAUCCGGAUACAGCCAACCAGCUGCUCAUCCUAUCCACAGAUCUCAAGAGUGUGAGGAUGGGAUGCCGAAAACAGGAGCUGCCUGACAACCCCAAGCGAUUCGACACUAACUCCCGGGUGCUGGCUUUGGAAGGAUUCAAGUCGGGAAGGCAUUACUGGGAGGUGGAAGUGGGGGCCUCAGACGGCUGGGCUUUUGGGGUGGCCAGGGAGUCGGUGAGGAGGAAAGGUCUGACUCAGUUUUCCCCCGAGGAGGGGAUCUGGGCAGUGCAGCAAAACGGAGGGCGCUACUGGGCUGUCACCUCCCCUCAACGCACCCCGCUUUGCACUGGUGAGAGGCUCAGUAAGGUCCGAGUUUACCUAGACUAUGAAGGGGAAGAAGUGUCAUUCUACAACGCUGAGAACAUGCAGCACAUGUUUACCUUUAAUGUUGCCUUCAAUGAGAGGGUGUUCCCCCUCUUUUCCGUCUGCUCCACAAUCACCUACAUUAAACUGUGUCCCUGA
Emys orbicularis (European pond turtle) is the source of this 1434-nucleotide messenger RNA. Its product is annotated as E3 ubiquitin-protein ligase TRIM7-like. The record is from RefSeq and is a predicted model, not a curated record. Lineage: Eukaryota; Metazoa; Chordata; Testudines; Emydidae. Gene Ontology annotation, molecular function: ubiquitin protein ligase activity; zinc ion binding; protein binding. The transcript is spliced from 7 exons. Gene Ontology annotation, biological process: protein ubiquitination. Gene Ontology annotation, cellular component: cytoplasm. The coding region runs from base 1 to 1434 and encodes 477 amino acids.